UUGGAAGGGACAAUCGCCAGAGAGAGAGAAAGAGAGCUGAACCUGCAAAGGGAGAGCCAUGGUAUAGGGCUUCACGAGGCCUUUCACUAACCUAAUCAAAAGGAGUAAUCGGCCAUGGCUACUAAGUUUCUUUGUCUUCUUUUGCUCUUCAACUUUCAUCUUCGCCUCUCUUUCUCCGGACAGUUGGACUCUAUGGAGUCAGUUCCUGAUCUUCAAAAGGAAAUGUACAAGGUUAUUGAUGGAUAUCCUUGUGUACGACUGCUCAAUCUUUCUGGGGUGAUUGGAUGUUCAAACCCUGGACGAGAAAUGGUUGUGGCUCCGAUUGUAAAGUUCAAAAUUGCAAAUGAGCUGUCUCAGUCAUCUGCAGUUUUGGUGUCAAUGGAUGAAGUUGAAAGUUUCUUCACCAGAAUAUGGAACGAUUCAAAUUUUGCUAGUAAUAUUGCUGGUGUUCUAGUUGAAUCGGGAACUGAAAUGAGAAAUAAGUCAGAAGGAUUCUCUCCCGAUCGAAAGUUUCCACAAGCUGAAUUCUCUCCUUACCAAAGUGCCAACUAUGAGUGGAACCCAAUUGGAUCGGGUGUCAUGCGGAAUGCUUAUAAUUUUCCUGUAUUCUUACUUUCUGAGAGUAGCACGUUGACCCUGCAGGAGGCAGCUACCAAGAAUGAGAAAAACAAGAAAGCUUACACUGCUGAUGUGGCUGAAUUUGAUCUGGUGAUGCAGACUACAAAAGCUGGGACUGGUGAUUCAGAAUCUUGUUUGAAAGAAGGGACUUGUCUUCCAUUAGGUGGAUACAGUGUUUGGUCAUCCCUUCCUCCAAUUAAUGUUUCUUCAUCUGACCAAUCCAAGCCGGUAAUACUGACGGUGGCAUCUAUGGAUUCUGCUUCAUUUUUCCGGGACAAAAGCAUUGGUGCAGACUCCCCCAUAUCUGGAUUGAUUUCAUUGCUAGCAGCAGUUGAUGCACUUUCACACAUAGAUGGUCUGGAUGACCUUACUAAACAGCUUGUUUUUAUAGUUUUCACUGGAGAGGCCUGGGGUUACCUUGGUAGCAGGAGAUUUUUAUAUGAACUUGAUCUACAGUCAGAUGCGGUUAAUGGCCUAAAUAACUCAUUAAUUGACAUGGUCAUGGAAAUUGGAUCUGUUGGGAAGGGCUUCAAUCAAGGGGUUAACAAGUUUUAUGCUCAUACAGUAGGGGUUUCAUCUGCCACAAAUGAGACAUUGAAUGCCCUAAAGCGUGCUCAAGAUUCAAUGAAAUCUGAAGACAUAAUCAUCUCGCAGGCAAAUGUUUCAAAUCCUGGAAUACCUCCAUCGUCCUUGAUGACAUUCCUGAGAAAGAAUUCACUCACUUCUGGCGUUGUAUUAGAAGAUUUUGAUAGUAUCUUCAGCAACAAGUUUUACCAUAGCCACCUUGAUGAUAUAUCAAAUAUAAACUCUUCAGCUGUAGUGGCUGCAGCUUCCAUUGUUGCCCGCACCCUUUACAUACUUGCAAGCGGCAAUAAAAAUUUGAGCAGUUCAGCUCUAUCUGCUAUCAACGCGAAUGUCUCACUAGUUGAAGAACUUAUGGGUUGCCUAUUAGACUGCAAUCCAGGUCUUUCUUGUGAGCUGGUGAAGAACUAUAUAUCUCCCAGCAGUAGCUGCCCCAACCAUUAUGUCGGUGUUAUCCCUGAUGAACCUUCCUCCACACCUUAUCUUGGUUAUAAAGAUGAUGUCUCCAGAUUCUUGUGGAAUUUUCUGGCUGACAGAACAUCUAUUCCCAGCAAGAAUGCUAGUUCUGUUUGUUCACAAGGUUGCAGCAACAGAGGUGAAGUUUGUGUUAGGGAAGAACCAGAUGGAAAGGGAGUUUGCGUUAUUUCCACAACCAGGUAUGUUCCAGCAUAUUCAACACGGUUAAAGUACGAAUCUGGAACUUGGAUUGUCUUGCCGCCCAAUGCCUCUGAUCCAAUGGGUAAGUUGGAUCCUGUUUGGACGGAGAGCAAUUGGAAUGCAAUUGGGUUCCGGAUCUACACGGUGCAGCAUGCUACUUAUGACGGUCUUGUAUUGCUUGGUGGAAUCACUGUCACAGUCUUAGCUUAUGUUGCAAUUGUAAUUACAAGAGCCAUCAUCACAAAGACCUUGAAGCGAGAUUGACAAGGUUUAAUUAGGGUGAAGUUUUGAAACAUUCAUGCGUGGACAUGGUAGAAAUAUGAUGGUAAAUACCCAUUGAAAAAUUUGUUAUAGGUUGUAGAUUUUUGCAUUUUUUAUGUUGCAUUUUUGAGCUUCAUCCUUGUGCCAUUUGAAUUUUGCUGGAAGUUGGUAACAUUAAAGUUGUACUGAUAUCCUACACAUUUUAGAACAGUGAAUGGAGUUACCUAAACAGAAAACUGGAGCACCUUUUAUCCUCAGGCA
Corylus avellana is the source of this 2379-nucleotide messenger RNA. Its product is annotated as Zn-dependent exopeptidases superfamily protein. Gene Ontology annotation, biological process: protein processing. The record is from RefSeq and is a predicted model, not a curated record. Lineage: Eukaryota; Viridiplantae; Streptophyta; Magnoliopsida; Fagales; Betulaceae. Gene Ontology annotation, cellular component: plasma membrane.